Molecule: messenger RNA, 3836 nt
Organism: Sinocyclocheilus anshuiensis
Lineage: Eukaryota; Metazoa; Chordata; Actinopteri; Cypriniformes; Cyprinidae
Product: guanine nucleotide-binding protein subunit alpha-11-like
Exons: 7
Coding region: 679-1758 (359 amino acids)
Biological process (GO): adenylate cyclase-modulating G protein-coupled receptor signaling pathway
Cellular component (GO): cytoplasm; heterotrimeric G-protein complex
Molecular function (GO): G protein-coupled receptor binding; GTPase activator activity; guanyl nucleotide binding
Source: RefSeq, a predicted model, not a curated record
UGAGCGCUCCUGUGACACAAAACGACACGAAAGGGAAUGUUUUUGGCAUUAUUCAAUUACUCGCUGUGAAGCAGUGACGCUUCAUUCACCACCUUUUCUGAGGAGGAAUCUCUUUUUCCUCCAUUUGAAGGGGUGGAUAAGGCUGGAGAGGGGGGGCAUAGGGAAAGUGGAUGUCGCGACUGUGCGAUCUGUCCCGUUUUCACCGGGACCCGUGUUGGUGGUGAGCCGCCACGGAGCCGUUGUGGGAGUGUCGCGACGCACGCGAGGAUAGUUUCCCCUGGAUUUUUCAAUCAUUUGCGAGAUAAGGCUCCCGGACCACCUCCUCCUCGUCGUCGUCGUCGACGCUGCCCUCCCUUCCUCAUCCUCCCGGGUUUUUCUUCCUCUCUUACCUCCGUGAUUUUGCCGCGGUCCGCACGCGGGGUAGAGGCUCGCGCUCACCGCGAGAGGACUGAACGCAGCGCGCGAGGCCCCCGACCCCCUCCCCCACUCUCAAACCCCCUUCAGAUCAUCUCCUCACCUCCCUUCUUCUUCUUAAUAUUUUUCCUCAGAGGAGGAUUGGGGGGUUAUUUCAUUUUUACCCGCCUUUUUUUUCCAGCGGCCACUGAUAUUUUCGUGUGUGUUUUUUUCUCGUUUCUGAAGCCCCGACGAGGCCGGGCUGUGUACAGUAAAGCAGUGGGGAUGACUUUAGAGUCGAUGAUGGCCUGCUGCCGUAGCGAAGAGGCCAAGGAGUCGAAACGAAUCAACGCCGAAAUCGAUAAGCAGCUGCGUCGAGACAAACGCGACUCGAGACGGGAGUUGAAGCUGCUCCUGCUCGGCACGGGUGAGAGCGGCAAGAGUACGUUCAUCAAACAGAUGCGUAUCAUCCAUGGCACCGGGUACACAGACGAAGACAAACGUGGAUUCACCAAGCUAGUGUACCAGAACAUCUUCACCUCCAUGCAGUCCAUGAUCCGUGCCACCGAGACCCUGAAAAUCGGCUACAAGUAUGAGCAGAACAAGGCAAACGCCAUGCUGGUGAAGGAGGUGGACAUUGAGAAGGUGUCGUCAUUCAACCAGCCCUACAUUAGUGCCAUUAAGAUGCUGUGGACAGAUCCAGGCAUUCAAGAGGCCUACGACAGACGCAGAGAGUACCAGCUGUCAGACUCCACGAAAUACUAUCUCUCUGAUCUGGAUCGUAUCGCCGAGCCCUCCUACCUUCCCACCCAGCAGGAUGUUCUGAGGGUUCGAAUCCCGACCACGGGGAUUAUUGAAUACCCGUUCGACCUUCAAAGCAUCAUUUUCAGGAUGGUUGAUGUUGGGGGUCAGAGGUCAGAACGCAGGAAGUGGAUCCACUGUUUUGAGAAUGUGACGUCCAUCAUGUUCCUGGUGGCUCUGAGCGAGUACGAUCAGGUUCUAGUGGAAUCGGACAACGAGAAUCGUAUGGAGGAGAGCAAGGCUCUGUUCAGGACGAUAAUUACAUAUCCAUGGUUCCAAAACUCUUCUGUCAUCCUCUUCCUCAACAAGAAGGACCUGCUGGAGGAGAAGAUCUCCUACUCCCACCUGGUCGACUAUUUCCCAGAGUUCGAUGGGCCCCAAAGGGAUGCCCAGGCCGCACGGGAGUUCAUCCUAAAGAUGUUUGUGGAUCUGAACCCCGACAGCGACAAGAUCAUCUACUCGCAUUUCACCUGCGCCACCGACACGGAGAACAUCCGCUUCGUGUUCGCGGCGGUGAAAGACACCAUCCUGCAGCUAAACCUGAAGGAAUACAACCUGGUGUGAGACGUGCGACGAGUCCAACACAUGAAUCAGCAUAGAACAGGCACCCACAGAGCGUGCGCACACCUACGUCCACACCCCACACACACACGCACACAUACAUGCAUGCAUCAUGUACACUUUCAGAAACACGGUUCUUUUGAUUUCUCUUUCCCAGCUUCCAGAGUUUUUCUCUUUCUGUCCAGCGGAAUCAUAACAGACGUGUCCUGCUCGUCAUUUGUUUUUUAUUUGUUUGCCAAAGUCUGUCCUCUCAUCCCCGGCAGCUCUCGUCAAAGGCCUCUUUCCCUUUUAUCAAAUUUGACCACCGAAAUAAAGUGGCUCGGAUUUGACAAAGGGCGUUAGACUCCGACUCGCCGCUCCAACGUUCGCGUAUUUCAUGGAAAUGUUGGAUUGGCGGAGCUACGAUGAGAAUGAUCUGUGAUACGCUGGCCUGAAAAACUGGAAGUGACAUUCCUUCCCCUUUCCUGUACUAUCACUCGCUCCAAUCACGUCAUCUGCUCCGAGCGUUUCUCGGGAAUUCUGCCUGGAUGAAUGGAAAAAUUUGGUUUUCACAGCCCGGCAAAAAGAAAAAAAAAAAAAAAAAAAAAAAAAAAAAAAAAAAACACAACAUACUUACAUGGACACAUGGACUAGUGCUGUGGUGCCGGAAGUUCCGAAACGGAUCCUUCUAGAAUUCCGAGGAUUCCGGCGGAUUCUAGAAUCCAGUGGGUUCCAGCGGGUUCCACUGAUGCUGUGGAGAACCUGUCACUCGCAGAGAUGAUUCUCUCGACGAGGCUAGUCUUCAACGCGCAUCGAUGAAUGUAAACUUCAUGUGAGAGCAUCGCAAAUGCAAAAAAAAAAAAUUAUGACAAAAAAAUCCUAAAAAAAUGAUAAUGAACGAAAAUAGUAUAAGAAUGCCUAUAUAAGCAAAACGAUACAAAGCACGCAAGGGAGAGAUGAAACUAAUUAAAUCUGUGUAUAUUGCUGAGAUUAUCAUUUUAAAAACUUUUUAAUGAUAAGUAACUAUAGCUACUUCUACUGCUAUCGAAUAUAAAGUAAAUUAUAACAGCAGUCGAAUUAUUGAUGGGUAAGAGACAACGUUAAAGAUUUUUAAAUGUGCGCAAAACAGGAUUACACAUUUACGAUAGGUAUUGUUCUGCAGAUUUCCACAUUUAACGUUGAAAAUGAUUGCAUUGCUUCCUUCCCCCAUGGUUAUGUUUUAUUCUCCUUCCUGGUUUCGUUUUAAUUUCGCAAUCUAAAAAAGUAGUUUCGGAGUGAGCGAUUAUCCUUUUCCGCUCAUGAACAGAUGAUCCAGGCCGCAGACUCGCGGGUAUCGUCGUCGUCUAGCGGCACGGGUGCACACAAUCCAUUAUUUGUUUACGCAGUUUUUAAACUGUCAUAACGUAACUUCUUCGGUCGACAAUUUCAAGAAUUUCGCACGAGCUCCGGGGGAGGGUCGCGGGAGGAUGGGGUCAGGGGGACAGGAAAGCAUUUAUGCGCUGAAGUUAAUUGAUUGUGUAUAUUUAUAUUUGUAAAUACGUAUACACAUUGUUGCUUAUGUACAAAACAUCUGUGGUACACUAUCUUUGGCAAAAAAGAAAAAAAAUCACUUUUUCGUAAUUGUGUACGGUUCUGUUGGUUUUCUUAUGAAUUACAAUAUUAUUGAUACUGUGAUUCUUUGUUUUAAUUUUUGAUUUUUCUUUUUUGGUCACUAUGAAUACGUCAAAUGAUAUACCCAUAGCUGUACCUGACGGUAACGUGUGGAGGACGGACGUGAUGAGCAAUAGUCUAGAGCAGACUUUGGAAAGCGUUUGGAAACUUCGGAGACGGAUAGGGAAACAGCCUCCUCCACUGUGUGAAUGUUAUAUAGCAUAAAAAUAAAAAUAUGAUUUUUAAGCAAAAGAAAAAAAUUAUUAAAUAAAGAACGUUUUAUUUAUAUAAUUUAUGGACCAGAUCUGAAGUUGUUGAUCAUUUGAAUGCUAUUGUUUCCUCUUUCCUAUUUGAAGCACUCCCAUGUUAUGAGACAGAAAUAGGAGGCUAGUGUCUGUACUGCUGUAUAAACCUCCGUUAUGGAUAAAAUUAUCAGCCUUUCUUUUUUUCUU